Messenger RNA from Symbiodinium natans, 496 nucleotides. The record is from the annotation of a GenBank genome assembly. NCBI's taxonomy places the organism in Eukaryota, Dinophyceae, Suessiales, Symbiodiniaceae.
GAGGCUCGCCGUCUUGCCGAAGCGGAAGCAGAGCGCAAGCGCGAAGAGGAGGCUCGCCGCCUUGCCGAAGCUGAAGCAGAGCGCAAGCGCGAAGAGGCGCGCCGUCUUGCCGAAGCGGAAGCAGAGCGCAAGCGCGAAGAGGAGGCCCGCCGUCUUGCCGAAGCUGAAGCCGAACACAAGCGUGAAGAGGAGGCCCGGCGCCUUGCUGAAGCUAAAGCACAGCGCGAGCGCGAGGAGGCCCGCCGGCACGCCGAACAGGCCCAAGCGGAGCACAAGCGCGAGGAGGAGGCCAGGCAGCGCGCCGAAGAGGAAGCUGCUCGCAAACAUGAAGAGGAGGCCUGGAGGCAGGCUGAGGAUGCCCGAGCGGAGUUCGAGGAGGCCAGGGCGGCCCACCGAGCUUCCCAAGAGGAGCAUCCACCAGGAGCCGAAAGGAGGCAGAGCCAGUCCGAGACUGCUCCCCUUUUCGAAGCUCCUGAGAUGCGCUGGCCUUUGGGCA